Molecule: messenger RNA, 1312 nt
Organism: Uloborus diversus
Lineage: Eukaryota; Metazoa; Arthropoda; Arachnida; Araneae; Uloboridae
Product: putative ribosome-binding factor A, mitochondrial
Exons: 6
Coding region: 169-1263 (364 amino acids)
Biological process (GO): rRNA processing
Source: RefSeq, a predicted model, not a curated record
AAAUAAACAAAUGUUUUCGCGUAGUAGUUGGAAAUGAACAAUAUUGAAUUUUUAUUUAUGAAUUCGUUUCAUAUAUAUUUGUACAAAAAAUAAUUAUAACAAACUUUAUGUCCCAAUUUGAGUGUAUUUUUUGUUUCCUAAUUCAUCUGUAUAAAGCAAUAACUGAAAAUGAAUCACACGUGUGUUUUACACACACUCAAACGUCAAAUUUUGAGUAAAAUCUUGUGCUCAUUACAAAAUUCUGCGAAUGUACAUACUAAAAUUAGUGCGACGGCAAAGCGAGGAAUUCUACUUUCUCGUAUGGUUUCACCGGCUAAAGAUAAAGCGAAACACUGGCAUUACAAGAUCCUUGAUAAUCCACCUAAAGCAAAAAAUGUGUUUGAGAAAGUUCAUCGUCCCAGCCGUCGUCAGAUUGUCCUGAAUUCCCUUUUCAUUAAAAAUAUUACUGAUGUGCUCUCUACAGGGGAUGUUGCUCCUGAAGUCAUGGGGUAUGGGAUCGAAAUCACCAGAGUAAAAAUAUCACCUUGUUGCAAAAUUUUGAAUGUCUACUGGCAGGUUCCACCAAACUCUUUCUCACUGUGCGAAGACAUCGAAACCAAAUUGAACUGCAAAGCACGGGCAAUCAGGGCAGAGAUCAUAAGCCGGAACCUUAUGGGCAAGGUGCCUCACAUCUUCUUCAUUAGAGAUCACACAAAUGCAAGGCUGGCUGCUUUCGAGUCAGCAUUGAAGGAUGUUGAAGCAGAAAUCAAAGAAGAUUCUCCAAUUGUUCUGGACGAAGCAUUUUUAGAAGAUAUACUGGCUUUUAACUCUGCUAAGAAAAUGCACCAGGAAAUAGAAGAAAAGCCGGUUCCAGUAAUUGAAAAAGAACCCGAUGAUUCCCCUAUGUACCCACCACCCAGACCCUCAGACAUGAAAUGUGAUGUGUUUGGCCUAAGACACGAUGUUAUGAUGGACAGAGUGAUGGCUGCAAAGAAAAAAACGAAGCCCUCUGAACACGAAUUUGUGGGUGCCGAAUCUCGUCCUUCGGAAGACGGAGACUUGUUCUCCAGGAUAUCCGGGGAGACUUUGGAAAACAUCGACCGUGAGAAGAUUCUGAAGCAGUUUCAGGUUGAAAGAAAGAAGCUCAGAUCAAAGAAAAAGGAGGAACAUGAAGAUGAAGUUGACAACGAUUAUGAAUGGCAAUCAUACACAGAGAAUGAAACUGCUAGGGAUACUUUUGAGGAGGACGAUUACAUUGAAGAUGAAGAAAUUCAUAAGCGUUAGAAUUGUGCUUAAUUAAAAGUGUUUAAGUUAAAAGCAAUAAAAAUAUGAA